AUGGGCCAUCAUCAAAGGAUCAUAUCUCUCAAUUUCUAUAAUAAUGGGUCGGUGCUUGUCACCUGGCAUGUCUGUGUCAAUUUUUCUGUUGAGAAUUGCACAAAGUCAACCUUUAUGUCCAGAUCUAUGGCUUCCUUUACUCUCUUAUUUGGAAGCUGUGAUGGUUCAUCUGUGAGAGUCAUGUCCUUCCUUAGUCGAUAUGUGAUGACCAUGUUGUACUCAAAAAACAAGAAGCAUCAAGGUGGUGUGGUCUUCUAUUUAUAUCUAUCUAUCUAUCUAUCUAUCUAUCUAUCUAUCUAUCUAUCUAUCUAUUUCAGUCUGUCUAUAUCUAUUCAUCUAUCUAAAAUCUAUCUAUCAUCUAUCUAUCUAUCUAUCUAUUUCAGUCUGUUCAUAUCUAUCUAUCUAUCUAUUAUCUAUCUAUCUAUUUAUCUAUCUAUCUAUUUCAGUCUGUUCAUAUAUCUAUCUAUCUAUCUAUCUAUCUAUCUAUCUAUCUAUCUAUCUACAUAUCUAUCAAUUUCAGUCUGCUCAUUAUCUAUCUCUGUUCAUAUCUCUCUAUCUCAGUCAGCUUAUUAUCUAUCUAUCUAUCUAUCUAUCUAUCUAUCUAUCUAUCUAUCUAUUAUUAUCUAUCUAUCUAUUUUUAAAUAA
Molecule: messenger RNA, 645 nt
Organism: Acanthosepion pharaonis
Lineage: Eukaryota; Metazoa; Mollusca; Cephalopoda; Sepiida; Sepiidae
Source: the annotation of a GenBank genome assembly